AUGGACGGCAGCCAGAGCACAUCCACGUCCAACGGCUCGUCGCAACGUCGCAGGCUCACCAAGAAACCUCCCCCUUCGUACCAUACCCACACCCGCUCGUCGAGUGGCCUCGAUGGUGGCAUCGACACCAGGUCUCUCCAGAGCAAACGCAGCUCGACCAGCUUGAAGCGCGCUCCUUCCGCUCCACCUGUGCGGACGACCCCCUCAAACGCUGCUUCAGCUCAUAGUUCUCCCCGUCACCUCCCCUCAAGUCAGACGCACCUUCCCAAUCCCUCCCCCAUCCUGCCUCAGGGUCAGUUCGCCGCCGCCAACAACGCCAACGCCAACUCCCUCUCGCUCUCACUCUCAAACAACUCGCACUCACACUCCGUCGCUCCUUCCCCCAGUGCUGCGUCCUUUCAUAACACCAGCAUUAACCACCUUCACAACCACCACCAGCCCGCCGUGAACCUGAACCAGAACCAGAACCCGAACCCCCAGUCCGCGUCCCACCCGACGACAGCUCAGGUGCAGGCCCAGGCCCAGGCGCAGCCUCAGACCUCCUCCUCCUCCUCCACCUUUCACAACGCUGCUUCCGCUUCCUACGCUGUUCACCCUCACCACCAGCAGAACUUUAGCCACCAAAACAACAACAACCACCUCCUCCAUCACCACAACCUGCUGCACAACAACUUCUCGACCAACAACAACAGCAGCUCCUCCUCCAACUCCAAUAGUAGUCCCGUCGGCAUCGGUGUCGGUGUUGGCAUCGGCAUCGCACACUCCAGUGAUUCCUCCGUAGCUGACCCCAGCGCGCCUCUCUCGUCGCAACCCCACGACGAAUUCAUCGGCGCUCCCUUCGACGGCGCUGCCGUCCUGAGCCGCAUCGAGCAGACAAAGUCCCCCGUCGCCCAGUCUCACCCGCUGCCUCUCCAGCACCCGCACCCUCACCAGCAUCAGGCACCCGCCGCCUACCAGCGCCAGAACGCCCCCACGCCGCUGCUCAAGUCUGUCACCGACACGCGCAUCACAAAGAGCCCCCGACUGCGACAGUCCCAGAGCUUCACGAACGAUUUCUCCUCCUCAAUGAUGAACGAAAAAUCACAAGGCGGUCGGGUGACGGAGAACUCAAUGAUCAGCCCCAAGAGAUACUCGGACGAGGCAAAGGAGCCCCGUAUGGGCGUCCUGCGCAAGAAGUCGGGCUUCUCUGGCUUCAUGAACAGUCUGGUCGGCACCCCAAAGAAGCCUGUCAUCUCGGCACCAGAGAAUCCCGUCCAUGUCACCCACGUCGGCUACGACAGCUCUACCGGCCAGUUUACCAGAUUGAUCAACGAAAGUGGAAUUCCCGAGAAGGAACGCAGGGAGAACCCCCAGACCAUGGUUGACAUCAUCACAUUCUACAAGGAAACGACCGAAAAGCCAGCCGAGGAUCAGGUUUUGGAGAAGUUCCACGAUGCAAGAGCGCCUGAUUACCGCCAAUUUGCAAAUGCAAGCAACUCACCGUCGGGUGCCAUGUCGCCGGGCAUGUAUCCGCCAACAACUUAUAUGGGAGUCGGAGGCUCCAAAGGCCCCGGUAAAGAUGUGAAUCUCAUGCCCAGUCGCCCGGCCCCGAAGCCCCCCGUCAGCCUCCCGAUGAGGUCUGCUCCGUCGCCCUACCCCGCCAAGGACUCCGGCAUUGGAAUGUCUCAGCCCGGCGAAGACCUGCCCCCGGUCGCAUACCAACCGCCCAAGGAGAACGUCCCCAUGCUUCCCGAAGAGCAUCGUGGAGAGCACCGAUCCCGAUCCCGAUCCAACUCGCGUGUUGGCGCCUCGCCUGGCUACGUCCCCCCCACACCUAACCCUCAAAAUGCCCAGGCGAACGUUUACCAGCAGCAACUCAUGCAGCAGCAGCAGGAGCAGGCCCUCGCGCAGGCUCAGGCCGCCAUGACUGGCCAGGGCCAGAUUGGUCGCGCUCCCAGCAAGAGACAGCCCGCCCAGCAGCCGACCCCUCCCCAAUCGCAGUAUCCUCAAGGCCCCACAAACGGAGGUCCCGGCCAGCGACAGCAAGUUGGCGUUGCUGGCGCUCCUGGCUCCAGACCCCGUCGCCAGAGACAGAGCACCGGUAUCGACGUCGUCGCCGCCCUCAAGCGCAUUUGUUCCGAUGGCGAUCCCCGUGAGGUUUACAAGAACUUCAACAAGAUUGGCCAGGGUGCUUCCGGUGGCGUGUACACGGGAUACGAGCGAGGCUCCAACCGAUUGGUGGCUAUUAAGCAGAUGAACCUGGAGCAGCAACCGAAGAAGGACCUGAUUAUUAACGAGAUCUUGGUCAUGAAGGACAGCUCGCACCCCAACAUUGUCAACUUCAUCGACAGCUACCUUUGCGGAGGCGAGCUCUGGGUUGUCAUGGAGUUCAUGGAGGGCGGUAGUCUCACGGAUGUUGUUACCUUCAACAUCAUGACUGAGGGACAAAUCGCUUCCGUCUGCCGAGAGACGCUGAAGGGUCUGCAGCACCUGCACUCUAAGGGAGUCAUCCACCGCGACAUCAAGUCCGACAACAUUCUCCUGUCGAUGGAGGGCAACAUCAAGCUGACUGAUUUCGGAUUCUGCGCGACAAUCAACGAGGCCCAGAACAAGCGCACCACGAUGGUCGGUACGCCGUAUUGGAUGGCCCCCGAGGUCGUCACGCGUAAGGAGUACGGACGCAAGGUCGACAUCUGGUCUCUGGGUAUCAUGGCCAUUGAGAUGAUCGAGGGCGAGCCGCCAUACCUGACCGAGUCUCCUCUGAGAGCCUUGUGGUUGAUCGCCACCAACGGUACCCCUCAGAUCAAGGAGGAGGCCCAGCUGUCGCCAGUUUUCCGCGACUUCCUCUACUUUGCACUCAAGGUCGACCCGGAGAAGAGAGCCAGCGCGCAUGACCUCCUUAGACAUGAGUUCAUGAAGGGAUGUGUUGAUCUCGCUCAACUUUCACCGUUGGUCCGCGCUGCUAGGGAAGCACGUCUCGCAGAAAAGGCUAGGAAGGGACAGUAG
This is a messenger RNA of Colletotrichum chrysophilum, 2985 nucleotides long. RefSeq names its product Serine/threonine-protein kinase mst20 (gene MST20). Bases 1 to 2985 code for a protein of 994 amino acids. The record is from RefSeq and is a predicted model, not a curated record. Gene Ontology annotation, biological process: regulation of MAPK cascade; intracellular signal transduction; protein phosphorylation. Gene Ontology annotation, molecular function: protein serine/threonine kinase activity; ATP binding. The transcript is spliced from 5 exons. NCBI's taxonomy places the organism in Eukaryota, Fungi, Ascomycota, Sordariomycetes, Glomerellales, Glomerellaceae. Gene Ontology annotation, cellular component: cytoplasm.